CGACGUGUGUCGUACGCCUGACUCUCUCGGCUCACGUCCUCCGUGCUGCAACACCUCGCACUUCAACUAUCCUCCACUUUCAACUGAAAAGGUCAUACCACUAGCACAGCACAUCUUGCUCGUCUAGAUCUCUCUCACCAUCCCUCACUUGCACAUAUCACUAUCACUACAAUCUCACAAUGGAUAUUCGAAGGAAGCUGGUCAUCUGUGGUGACGGUGCCUGUGGAAAGACUUGCCUGCUGAUCGUGUUCUCGAGGGGUACCUUCCCAGAGCUCUACGUCCCCACCGUCUUCGAAAACUACGUCGCUGACGUCGAAGUUGAUGGCAAGCACGUCGAGCUGGCACUAUGGGAUACCGCCGGUCAGGAAGACUACGACCGUCUGCGACCUCUGUCAUACCCAGACUCCCACGUGAUUCUGAUCUGCUUCGCAAUCGACUCGCCCGACUCGUUGGACAACGUCCAAGAAAAGUGGAUCUCUGAGGUCCUGCACUUCUGCCAGAACCUGCCCAUCAUCUUGGUGGGUUGCAAGAAGGAUCUUCGACGAGACCCCAAGAUCAUCGACGAGCUCCGCAAGACGUCUCAACGACCCGUCUCGCCCGAAGAGGGUAUGGCCGUCGCACAGAAGAUCGGUGCCGCUCGCUACCUCGAGUGCAGUGCAAAGACCGGAGAGGGAGUCAGGGAAGUCUUUGAGCACGCCACCAGGGCCGCUCUGCUCAGCAAGGGAUCGAAGAAGAGGAGUGGUGGAAAGUGCAUCGUGCUCUAGAUGGACUGUUGGCUACUGGAUGCGAGUCCGAGUGUCGUUAGUGCGUGGCCGUGCUGGAGCAAGUGGGGGUGUGAGGGCGAGGGCGUAGGAGGGAGUAAGCAUUGCAGGAGGCUCGUGUGGAGGAUCGGUCAAAGUCAAGAGUCAGGGCGAAGGAAUCCAGGGGUGCCACCAUCAGACGCCCCCUUGUCAGAAGUAGGCACAGAGAGAUGGCAAGAUGGAGAGCGAU
This is a messenger RNA of Microstroma glucosiphilum, 990 nucleotides long. RefSeq lists its product as hypothetical. Gene Ontology annotation, molecular function: GTPase activity; GTP binding. The record is from RefSeq and is a predicted model, not a curated record. The transcript is spliced from 6 exons. The coding region runs from base 180 to 764 and encodes 194 amino acids. Gene Ontology annotation, biological process: small GTPase-mediated signal transduction. Lineage: Eukaryota; Fungi; Basidiomycota; Exobasidiomycetes; Microstromatales; Microstromataceae.